AUGACGUCGAUUUCCAGACAUGUCGUCGUCUACGCGGGGCUCGGCGUCGGGCCCGCGCCCGAGAUCCAGGAGAAGACGCACGUCGCGGCGAUGCCAAGGCGCGUGCUGGACUCCACAGCCUCGAUGCUCAACUGGCUGCAACUGCGCACCGUCGUGACGGGCGCCCGCGACGCGCCGCGCCUGCCGCCGCUGACCGAGUCGCAGCUGCGGAUGUACCACGCGGGCGUGCCCACCACCUCGGGCGCCGCGGAGGCCGCCUGCACCAACUUUGCGGGGGAGUCGUGGUCCAACCCCGGCGUGAACGCCGCCGCGUGGACGCCGGACGGCCGCCGCCUCCUCGUCGGGCACCACAACGGGGAGUGGCGGCUCAUCCACGGCCAGGAGUUCGGGAUGGACCAGCGCGUGGGCACCUCGACGACCCCGAUCUGGGACAUGCGCUGGCUCCGGAGCGGCGAGUACGUGCUGUACUGCACGUCCACGGGCGAGGUGGUCAUCAUGCGCCCGCAGCCGGGGCUGGCCGUGAAACGGUACUUCAAGGCGCGCCGCGACGCCAUCCGCGCGCUCGCGGUCGCGCCGUCGGACCGGAAGUUCGCGACGGCCUCGGACGACUCGACCGUCGCGGUGUGGGACCUCGCGCGCGCCCUGUCGGGGCGCGACGGCGAGGAGGAGAGGGCGCUCGACUGCGCGAUGACGGGGCACGGCGGGGACGUGAAGACGUGCGACUGGCACCCGACGAAGGCGCUGAUCGCGUCGGGGGGCAAGGACGGCCUCGUGAAGCUGUGGGACCCGCGGUGCGGGCAGGCGGUGGGCUCGCUGCACGCGCACCGCGCCACCGUGGGGUCCGUGCGGUGGAACCCGUCGAGCGCGGACAUGCUGGCGUCCGGGGGCAAGGACAGGACGGUGCGGGUGUGGGACAUUCGGGCGAACAAGGAGGUGUGCAAGUUCGAGUCGACGACGGUGGAGAUCACGGCGAUGGCGUGGCACCCGCUGCAGGAGGCGCUGUUGUGCUCGGGGGGGUACGAUCGAAGGUUCGGGUCGGUGUCGAUGCACUACUGGCAGCUGGGGUGCCCCGCGCCGAUCGCGGAGGUGCCGCAGCCGCACACGGGCGCGCUGCGGUGCCUGGCGUGGCACCCCCUGGGCCACAUGAUUGCGUCGGGGGGCACGGAUGACGCGACCGACAGACCGGGGGGGUCUGUGCGGUUCUGGUCGAGGGCGCGCACGGGGUGGACCUGGCGCAUCAAGUCCGGCACGGCCGGCGUGGCGCCUGCGCACGCGCACAACGUCGCGGCCAGGGCUGCGCCGGCACGGGCUGCACGCGCGGACGACAGCGACAGCGACAACGAAGCCGUGCCUGGCAUGCUCGCCGGCGAAGCCGCGUCGAACGUGGACCUGAAGGAGAUCCUGGCCGCCGUGCGGUCCGUGCCCGCGGCGGAGGUGGCGGCCCUGGCCCGCCAGCGGGCGAGCGGACGGGCGGCCCUGGUCCGGCGCGAGGAGGGGGGGGGAGGGGUUUCGGGGGUGUUCCGUGCCACCGGUGCGGGCAGAUAG
Pedinophyceae sp. YPF-701 is the source of this 1545-nucleotide messenger RNA. The record is from the annotation of a GenBank genome assembly. NCBI's taxonomy places the organism in Eukaryota, Viridiplantae, Chlorophyta, Pedinophyceae.